AUGGGACAUUCUCUCGUCUUGGAAAUUUCGAAACUGUGGAAGCCGCCGCAGAGAGAGACGCCAGCUGUCCAACCGGAGAGCCCGCUGCAGAAGGCAUCAGCAUACCAGUCUGCAUCGAAUGCACGGUCGCCGGCGCCAAGUUCCCGAAGGAAAGGCAAACGUUUCAUCGAUUGCGUAGAUAUUGUCAACAAGCAUAUGAACAAUAAGAUGCCGGACGAGUUCUGCCGUGGCGUGACCACCGGCUGGGCAAGCCUGGAUCAGUUGUACAGACCCGUACGCGGCGAGGUCACAGUAGUGACUGGCACGCCUGGCAGCGGCAAGUCCGAGUUCCUGUUCUCAUUGGCACUCAACCUGGCGUUGACCCACGGCUGGAGGUUCCACUGCGUGCCGUUCGAGCACAAGCACAAGGACUGGACAUUCCAGCUGCUGGAGAAGCUCCAGGAGGUGCUUGCGACGGUGGUGUACUUCGCCUUUCGCCUCGCCGAUAUGACGAACGUCUCACAUUUCGAUCGGAUUGUCUCGUUGUUGGCGUCCCGGGCACCUUCGGGCACAAUAAUUGCUGCUCCGUUGUUUUUCUCGGAGAGUGGCUCGUUGAACGGCACGCUGGUCUUCGACCAUGGUGACUUUGCAUGGAAUGAGUCCUGUGUCGUGGCAGCAGCAACACUGACUAUUUUGGGCAAUGUGGCCUUUCGGAAUUGCCAUUCAACGUCGACGGGCGGCGCUAUCAGCACAGUGAGACCUCGAUUGGCCGGCCAUGGGCAAGUUACUCAAGUCUCCGGGUGGCUCCAUUUUGAGAACUGCAGCGCCAAGCUUAAUGGUGGUGCUAUUGCAGCUUGGAAUGUGGAGUUGCGCGGGCAGUACGUCAGUUUUACAAACUGCAGAUCAGACAUGGCCCGUGGCGGAGCCAUCUAUGCUGAAGUCAAUGUGCAUGUCACGGCUCAGUAUGCGACCUUCCAGGACUGUGAAGCCGGGUCGGGUGCGGCAAUCUGGUCUGAUGCUAGCUUGGAGUUGAACGGCCGGGCCAUGAUCUUCGAGAACUGCGACUGCAGUCGGAGCCUUAAACAAAGAAGCACUGCUGUGGUGAGAGCCGGGUUCCGGCAGUCCAUGAAACUGAUGAACACUACGAUUUCGAGGUCCGUGUGCGAUUUUGGGAUCGAUGCGAGUGGAAGUGACUCUCUGCUGAUUCAACGGUGCAUGUUUUCCUGGCUGCGCGUGGGAGCCAUCAUUGCAGACUUCGCUGUGGAUGUCAGCAUUGAACACGCAAGCUCAGAACACGUAGUGAGGUUCCUGAAAGCCCGCAGUGUGCAGAGAGUGCGGCUUCAAAGCGUGCAUGUCCUUUGCACGCCCCUUACUGGAACUCGGUGCAUAGACUUGGACUUCUGGACGGACAGGGCAGAAAUCCAGUUUGACGACAUUCAACUCCACCAUAGAAUUUCUACCAACUUGGGUGGGGAUUCCGUACUCUUGCAUUUUCCCGUUGAUGCCAUGUGGCUGCCCGGGUCAGCCAGUCCACUGGGUUUGACCUGCUACCCCGGGUCCUAUCCAGAAUUCAGCCUCACUGACGAAGACCAUUGGGAAGCUGGGGUCUUUCGGGCCACCUGCUCCCCCUGUGAAUAUGGGACUGUAUCGCCCGGCUUCGUCUAUUUCCCGCUGGUGUUCAACAAUAUUGCCAUGGGCGCGAGGCCUUAUGAAAAAUGGAUGAAGAAUUUCUGCCUCGACUGCACCACUCUGGCAGAGUCUGUCGACGCGCUGAUUGCAUGCGGGAGGGGCAAAAUGGAGGUACCACGAGGUGUCAUGGUAACUGUGCACUCUCAGGAGGAAUAUGGCCGGCAGCAGAUGCUUGCUUGGCGUUGUCCGAACCCAUCCGCCUGCCCCGGGCGGAAUCAUCUUAUGGGAGGGACGCCCCUGGAGGACCAAUGCUCUCCGGGCUAUGCAGAGGGUAUUGCUGGCUGCGUAUCAUGUGAAAGUGGCUACGGUCGGAAGAUCAACGACCCGUUUGUUUGUCAGCCGUGCCCGCCUCAAGGAUUUCAGUGGAUACUGCUGUCCUUGAAGCAUGUCGGUCUCUUCGGCAUCGGAAUGAUGUCUGCGCAAAGAGCUCGACGGCGGACGAGUGUAAUCUUCAAGAUCAUGGUAUCCUUUGGGACGGCUUGCAACUGCGUCCUCCAAGCGGUCUCGGGUCUGCAAGAGUACCACUCGGCGAAGGUAUCCUUGCGAAGCUAUAUCGGCCUCACAGAGGCCGCGACUUCGGCGACAAGUUUGUACAAUCAGAGCUACGAGUGUCUUUUCAACACUCGGACUUUUAGCUUCUACGACUUGGCCAUAAUCGAAGUGUCCCCGCCUCUCCUGCUGCUGCUGUCUUGCUGGAUCUUGACUUGGGUCGCAAGCCGCUGUGGCUUUUGCCAUCGAGAGGUUCUCAUGAUACAGGGCACCCUCGUCCUCGGCAAUACCUACAUGGCGAACCUUUGUGCCGGCUUCAUGAAGCCACUCUCAUGCUUCCAGAUGAACACACCUUUCCAGGGCGGCAAGCCGCUACGGCACAACUCUUUCUUUUUUCGGGAGCAGUGCCGCCCCUUGCAUGGGCAAGCGAUUGCUGGCGUUGGCGUUUUCAUCUGCAUCCUGAUCGUGCCCGUGUACUGGCUGGAAAUGAUUCGAAGGUCACAUGACUGGCAUUCUGCAUCGCGAAGAAAGAUAAUGGGCUUUCUGGUAUCACACUACAGGCCUGGAGUAGAAUGGUGGGAACUGGUUCCGUUGCUUCGGAAGGUGUUGUUGCUCCAAGUGAGGGUCUUCUCGCCACCAAGCUAUGCGGCCUCGACCAACCUCACCCUAACGCUGGCUGUCCUGGUAACCAGCCUCUUGCUACACUCCGUCGUGUGGCCCUACGAGGACGCCUACCUGAACCGCAUUGAGGGCGCGGCCCUGGCGGCCAGUGUGACGGCGCUGCUGCUAGCCAGCUUGGCGGUGGCCCAAGAGUGGGACAAGAACGAAGCCUUGACGUUGCGAUAUUUGAUGUCCUUGUGCAUCGUGCUGGUGAUCGGCACGAUGAUCCUGAUGGUGCUGCUGAUAAGAUCGCUUGUGGAGCAGGUGCAAAACAGCAGGCGUCGGAGGGAUCUAGCAUUGGCGGUGGAGAUGGAAAAUUGCAAUUCAGGGACCGGCUUCUCUGACUUGUCCACUUUGACAGAGAUGCAGCGUCGCGAUUUGUAA
This is a messenger RNA of Symbiodinium sp. CCMP2592, 3201 nucleotides long. The record is from the annotation of a GenBank genome assembly. NCBI's taxonomy places the organism in Eukaryota, Dinophyceae, Suessiales, Symbiodiniaceae.